Molecule: messenger RNA, 1298 nt
Organism: Macroventuria anomochaeta
Lineage: Eukaryota; Fungi; Ascomycota; Dothideomycetes; Pleosporales; Didymellaceae
Exons: 2
Coding region: 30-1298 (422 amino acids)
Biological process (GO): spliceosomal complex disassembly
Cellular component (GO): U2-type post-mRNA release spliceosomal complex
Source: RefSeq, a predicted model, not a curated record
CCUGUACCCACACACAACAAGAAGACACAAUGAAGCGAGCGGGCUCCGGGCGCAUUGCGCGCAAAAUCGGCGCCUACGAUGAUGACUCAGGCGACAGUGCAAACAGCGCAAACAGCUCGCAGAACGAAGCACCGAAGCCUGUGUCCGUAGUGAAGCGACCAGCAUUGGGCAAGAGCAAGAAGCGCUCGUCGCUGCGCAUAUCCUUUGGGCCCGGGGAAUCAGAUGCGAAUGACGGCGACGAAUCGAGCGAUGCAGUGGUUACUCCAAAGAAGUCGAACCUGAGCCGGAUUGCGCUGGAGAAGAGUGCGCAGUUGCGCGCAAGGCCACCGCUUGUGCAAGGCGCAGCGGCCUCUGAAGAUGAGGGGAGACCCUCGUACAGCAAGGACUACAUCGCGGAGCUGCGGAGCUCUACACCGACCACACCUAAGGAUCUCAAGCCGUCUGCAGAGGAAGAGGAAGAGUCGCGAGCACUCGACAUCGCAUCAAAGUUCGGCCCACUCGCAGCCCUGCCCGCCGAAACAUCCUCCGCCAUUCCCACGGCCGCCGAGAUCGAAGAGAAAAAGGCGCGUCGAAGACGUCUCGCGCAGGAAGAAAAAGCGUACGAAGACGAUGGCGAGCGACCCUGGGCAUCCGACGACGAAGGCGAGGACGACUUCCGCAUGAGGCGCAACGAGAUCUCGCUCCGACCGAAAGACAGAUACCCCGAGACGCGUCUGAUCCACGACGACGAAGACAUAGCAGAAGGCUUUGACGACUUCGUCGAAGACGGCCGAAUAUCACUGGGUCACAAAUCCGAGCGCGAGGCGCAACGCAAACGGCGCGCUGACAUGGCCGAGCUGAUCAACGACGCCGAAGGCUCAGAGUCCGACUCCAACGACUCUGAAGAAGAGCGCAAUACCGCUUUCGCAGCAGCGCAAGCGCGUGCCGGCCGGUACGGGCAGAAGAUCGAAGACGAGGCAGACGGCACCAGAACACCACCUAAAAUCACUCCCUUGCCAGAUCUGAAUGAGGUGUUGGAGGGACUGCAGAUCGAGGCCAGGACGAAGCAGCAGCGUAGGGAUCUGAUUCUGAGCAAACUUCAAGAGCUGAAGGAUGACAAGGUCAGGAUCGAGGAAAGGAAGAAGUACCUCCAGGAGCAGCUGCAGAAGACGGGCGACGAGUAUGAGAAGUUGAGAUUGGAAUCGGGACUGCCUGCGCUGCCGGCGAACGGUGAUGGGAGAUUGAUCACAGAGAGGGGGUUAGACAGUCUGGGAACUACGCCGCUGGCUGGGAGGUCGAGUGAGGACUCAGAUUCUUGA